CUGUUCACAAGCCACCACGAUCCAGCUCACUAUUAUAUCCCUGGUUUGAGUGAACCUUCAUCGCCAUCUAACUACCCGACCAUGCUCGUGCCACAUCCCGGACAUCCCAGUCAUGCUAUCGUUUUUGAAAAUGAGUCGAGACCACCGAGAAAUCGUCCGAUUCCAACUCACAUCUUGGUCACAGCAAGUAAUAACAAGCGUACGAAGCACCUCAAGCCGCCAUCUAAUAACAAACUUAAAACUAAACCCGUAACUAUACUUACGCCUGUAACUUUUCCUGUGCAGUCUUCAAGUCAAUCCGCUUUAUUUCAUCCAACUUCUAAUUAUGCUGCACCGUUACCGACCAGUCACGUGCGACGCCCAGUAGCACAAACAAAGCAAGCCGAGCCAAUAUCCACCAUAAGCAGCGCCCAGUACAGUAGCGCCCCGUCGGCCCCCAUGCUGCUGGAGGAGGAGCCGGCGGCCCUGUGUGGCAGCCUGCCCCCGGCGUACGCGACCAUAGACCCGAAGAAGCUGCGCGCCAUGCACGCGCGGCCCGCCGUGUUCAAGCGCGGCGCCGUCACCCACGCCCGCCAGUACCAGCUUUUGUGACACUACGCGCCACUGGGAGCCGCGCGUGACAAUCUGGUCAGUUAUAAAUGUUAGCCAAAUAUUUUAUACUUUACGUACUACUUGUAAAUGUAGGUGUUUAUGCCUAUAUUCUACUUACUGAAUUUUGUUGUUAUCAUAUUUUUGCGAUGGAAGACAGAAGCUUUACAGCAGUAUAAGGCGAACGAGUUAUAAACUGGACAGGUAAACAUGUUAUUUUUGGUGAUGUAUUAAGCUGUGAAACUAAAGAAUAAGCUCAUGGGCUGUAGAUGUACCUACUAUUUACCAAAUGAUUACAUAUACGUAGGUACGAGCUAUAGUGUAGUAUAACAUACAAAUAACUUCGUACCAAAUAAGAACAAAUUGUGAGCAAGUAAGAAGCACAAAUGUUAGAUAACAAAUAUUCUUAUGUUUGUUAGAUCACAUUUUGUACUCAAUUCCAUUGUAAGUAUAGUUAUCAGUGAAACUGAUCGAUAACUUUUUUUAAUUGUAAACGUACGAACUGUAAUUAAUUGUAAAUACAAAAAAAAUGUUAAUGUAAGUAGUUUUAUAUGAAAACAAAUUGUUUGCUUUCCUGCAAAUUGAUAAGCAG
This is a messenger RNA of Spodoptera exigua (beet armyworm), 1180 nucleotides long. Lineage: Eukaryota; Metazoa; Arthropoda; Insecta; Lepidoptera; Noctuidae. The record is from the annotation of a GenBank genome assembly.